This is a messenger RNA of Paralichthys olivaceus (Japanese flounder), 930 nucleotides long. Lineage: Eukaryota; Metazoa; Chordata; Actinopteri; Pleuronectiformes; Paralichthyidae. The record is from RefSeq and is a predicted model, not a curated record.
AUGAUCGAACUGGAUCCAGAACCAGACACCGAUCAGACCGCUUCCCUGCAGCUUGAGGAUGCAUCUGAAGCUAAAUGUGAGGCGGAUGUGGUUGAAAUGGAAGGGAAUGAAGAGCAAUGUGCUGAUGUUUGCUGCUCACAGGAAGAGGGACCCUCAUCCAUCCAUCAGCCUGAACCUGGAGAGGGGACUGAGGAGGUGGAGAGUGAAGACUUCUGUGCCGUCUGUCUGAACGGAGGAGAUCUGCUCUGCUGCGACCGCUGCCCUAAAGUUUACCACUCAGCCUGUCACAUACCUCCUCUCAUCAUCCUCCCACUAGGGGACUGGGUGUGUACGCUGUGCAGGUCUGACCAGGAACCUGUGGAGGCCUACGACUGUGAGAACAUCCACAACUGUGAGGGAAUCAAACCCCUGUACACAUUGUCCAACCAGGACCAGAGGAGGUGUGAGAAGUUGACCCUGCUGUUGUACUGUCACCUGCUCAGCGCUCCGUUUCAUGAACCCGUCAGUCGUCUGGCUCGAAACUACUACCAGAUCAUCAAGAGGCCCAUCGACCUGUCGGUGAUCCGCAGGAAACUGGACAAGAGCAAAACUGUGCACUACUUCAGCACUGAGCAGUUUGUCGAUGACGUCCUGCUGAUGUUAAAGAACUGUGCUACUUUCAAUUACCCGGACUCAGAGGUGGCUCAGGCCGGCCGAAACCUGGAGGUGUUCUUCUUCAGCAAACUGAAGGAGAUUUUUCCUGACAGGACGUUCCCGACGGCCAGCCAGGAAACAGUGGACGCCGCUCGUCUCCGCUGGCUGAGCAGGAAGAGGAAGGAAAACUACAGAAGGAGGAGAUACAUGUUUACCCUGCGAUUCGCUGGUGACCCGCCCACCUCCACCAAAUGUCAGCGGGGAUUUGCUCCAGCUCCCCCAGCGACGGUCAAGUGA